Molecule: messenger RNA, 1035 nt
Organism: Paramecium tetraurelia
Lineage: Eukaryota; Ciliophora; Oligohymenophorea; Peniculida; Parameciidae
Exons: 4
Biological process (GO): regulation of cyclin-dependent protein serine/threonine kinase activity; mitotic cell cycle phase transition
Cellular component (GO): cytoplasm; nucleus; cyclin-dependent protein kinase holoenzyme complex
Molecular function (GO): cyclin-dependent protein serine/threonine kinase regulator activity
Source: RefSeq, a predicted model, not a curated record
AUGGAUUACUAACAAAAUCAGUGUCAGCAUCUAGAUCUUAUUCCUUUUAAUAAUAAGUUCUUUUGUAGAUUAUGCGGGAUUCACAUGCCCGAAGAUGGGAGCAUAGGAAUUAAAGCUUUGAAUUUUAGUUUUCCAGGUUAUCUAAAUCCAAUACAAAAUUUGAAGAAGUAAUGGAACCGAGCAGUUCCAAUAGGAUCAUAACCAGGAGAAUAUUAAAAACAACGCUUAUCUUUAAUCGAUUAUAUGAUAGAGUGGAGUGAAAAGUUAAAACUAUCCAUGAAUUCUUUAUUUCUUGCAGUCUAAUUUUUAGAUUAUUUUGUAUCAUAAAAGAAAGUGGACCCUGUUUAAUAUAGAUUGUAUGGUGCUACUUGUCUUAUGUUGGCAGCUAAAUCAAUUGAAUUGGAUGAAAGAAUUCCGUUUAUUAGUAAGCUAAGGAGAUAUACCUAUUUACCUUAUGCGACAUUAGAUUUUAGAAGAUGUGAAUGCCAAAUCAUUAAGUAAUUGAAUUGGAAUCUACAAUGUACUACUUUAAUUGAUUGGGCUGAGGCAGUGAUCUCUUUAGGAAUAGUCUAUGAAUCGGAUGAAUUAGCAUAAUCUGAAAACGUCUUAAAAGAAAAAAGUACCAACAUUCUUCAGCAAUAAAACAAUCAACAAAUUAAAUAAGACAUAUUCAAGGAACAUUUGGAUUAAGUUCUCAAAUAGCCUAUUGUUGCUCCAAAAUAAGUUAAUGAGAAAGUUUAAGAAUAGCUAAUUAAACUCUGUGUAUCUGUGCUGAAAGAUGGAACCUUCUUAGACAAAGAUCCAGCAGAAUUGACGGUUUCUGUAAUUGGGUGUGCUAGAAAGGCUAGUGGAUUGAAACAUUCAAUACCAAAAUGCUUGUUUGAAUUGUUAGAAAAUGUAGAGCCAAAAUUUUAAGAAAGUUUAACUGAUCAGUUUCUAAAAUAAGUAAAAUAACCAACAAGUGUCUUGGGACGAGCUUUUACAACAGACUUAGAUUUUUUUAGUCUUUAAAAUCACAAACAUAGAAUAGUAUGA